AUGUGCGAGCAUGUGAACGUCGACGAGAAGCACUCUCUACGCAACCACCGACAUGAUCUUGGAUCCAAUUACUCGGACCACGGCGGCAAGCCCUCCGCCUUGCACUCUCCAUCUCAAAAUAGCCGUUUGAGUGCUUUGUCAAAUGAUCGAUGCAUAAGCGCAGCUAAUUCUACAGCUAUCAUCUUUCACGAAUAUGAUGAACAACCCACUGGUACCAUCAAACGUGCUCCACUCGACGUUCUGCGCCGAGUAAGUCACUCAUCAUCAUCAAAUGGAACGCAAUCAAUUGGGACACCUGACGAUGAAGAUUCAGAUGAAGAGUUUCCUGCUCCUCCACCAGUUUUCAGCCGAACGUCAACGCCUAGUCAAGUGAGUCAAAUUCAUUAUUGACU
Cylicostephanus goldi is the source of this 392-nucleotide messenger RNA. NCBI's taxonomy places the organism in Eukaryota, Metazoa, Nematoda, Chromadorea, Rhabditida, Strongylidae. The record is from the annotation of a GenBank genome assembly.